GGUUGUCAUGCCGGGCAGCGAAGAUCGUAUCAGCGCUCUGCCGGACGGCGUCCUCCAGCACGUCCUUGGCUUCCUGUCGGUGCAUGACGCGGUCCGAACGAGCGUGCUCGCCGGCCGCUGGCGCCACGCCUGGAAAUCAAUGCGCCGCCUGCGCAUCAGCCCCGAGGACGGGUGGGUCAGGCCCGAACAUCUCAAGGAUUUCUUGGACACGCUGCUGCCAGAGCCCCCCGGUCACCAUGUCUCGAUUCUGCAAGAGGCCAGCUUGCACUUAGACGAGUUGGUCGAGGAAUACGACGCGCACGUCCAAGGUUGGAUCCGGCGAAUUUUGGCGGGCCAAGCUCAGGUGCUCAAUGUCACCUUCGCCGCACUGGAAAACCCUCCUCUGGUCUCCCGGCAUUUGAGAAAACUGGAGCUCACGGACAUGGUUCUCAAAGGAAGCAUUCUUGAUCUCGCAAGCUGCCCAGUACUGGAGGAUCUGACCAUGGCAUCUUGCGUACUGUUCCUUGACAAGAUCUCGUCCAAGUCGGUAAAGCGUCUCAGCAUCAAGAGUUGUGAUUUCGUCUGCGAUUGCCGGCCGAGUAUAGCGACCCCUAGCCUCGUUUGGCUGUUGCUUGACUCUUUCGGCGGUAAAGUUCCUUUGUUUGGAAGCAUGCCUUCGCUGAAAACAGCACUUGUGAGGCCUGCAGCAUACUCCAGCGAUUGCUGCAAGGGAGGUUAUAUGGGGAAGUGUUAUGGAAGUUGUGCGGAAUGUACUGGUGAUGAUGACCAUACCGGCUGCUGGGUGCUUCUUGGAGGUUUGUCGAGCGUUGUAAAUUUAGAGCUCGUAGCUCACACUGGAAUGGUAUACUCCCAUCUUUACUCGCGGUCAAGUGUCAGUCUUUUGUUUUCAAGUUCUAUAGCCAUCUUUAAAGCAUCUCCAACAGUCUAAAUUUGGAUGUCUAUACACCUAUAUAGACAAUAGUCUAUAAAGAUUCUUUGAUAUGCAUGUUCAGUUUUACAGCAGAACCUCUAUAUUCUUUCUUCUUUAUUUUAUUAUUAUUUUGUAACUAUCAAUUCAACUACCAUUUCAAUAACACUGAACAUGUUGUAACUUGCACUGAACAUGUUCAUUUAACAUCUCCCGUGCUCCCGUUCGGCGACCCCGUCCCCCCCUUCCACCACCGAGCGCUGCGGCAGCGACCCUCCCCUCCCCCUGAGCGCAAUGGCGGCGGCGGCUCACCGCUCCCCCCAAGCGUGGCAGCGGUGGCAGUAAAUGGAUCCAGCCCGACUGCAGCGUGUGGAUCUAGCAGCCCGACUGCAGUGGUGGCGGCGGCCCUUCCCUCCAUCCCCAAGCACAGCGGUGGCGGCGGCCCUCCCCUCCUGACGGGGGGAUAACCUCGGGGUAGGUACUCAUUUGCAUUCAAGAUUAAAGAGAAACCACAACUCUCUCCAUACGGUUGAAUCCCCCUGGCCGGCUAGGAAGCCCCUGCCGGCUAGGGGCAAGUUGGCCAACUCCUCUCGGCCGGCUAGGACUCACCUGCCGGCUAGGGGCGAGACGACUAUCUCCUUCUGGCCGUCUGGGAGGCAUCUGCCGGCUAGAGGCGAGACGGCCGUUCCUAGGCCGGCUAGCGGCGUUAGCCGGCCAGGGAGCUAAAGUCACAUUAGAUCGUAGGCCAUGACGAGACUAUACGAUUAAAGGUGAAUACGCGUCAGCACGGGUACAAGGUUGGAGCGCACAGCAGGUACAGUGCCAUGUCGCUGACCUAAUCCGGCUACGAUCCAUCAACCCUGCACAGUACCAGCCCGUCAAUACUCAUGCCAUUACCAAGCUUGGCGUGGCAACAGUGGAGACGACCGUACUGGCAACCCAUGACGAAUCUCGCAAGACGACACUGGACGUACUAUACGUGUCCUGCGUC
Hordeum vulgare subsp. vulgare (domesticated barley) is the source of this 1898-nucleotide messenger RNA. RefSeq names its product MEIOTIC F-BOX protein MOF-like. The transcript has a single exon. Gene Ontology annotation, molecular function: protein binding. The coding region runs from base 8 to 928 and encodes 306 amino acids. Lineage: Eukaryota; Viridiplantae; Streptophyta; Magnoliopsida; Poales; Poaceae. The record is from RefSeq and is a predicted model, not a curated record.